Molecule: messenger RNA, 264 nt
Organism: Helobdella robusta
Lineage: Eukaryota; Metazoa; Annelida; Clitellata; Rhynchobdellida; Glossiphoniidae
Exons: 4
Biological process (GO): protein ubiquitination; ubiquitin-dependent protein catabolic process
Cellular component (GO): cullin-RING ubiquitin ligase complex; nucleus
Molecular function (GO): ubiquitin protein ligase activity; zinc ion binding; cullin family protein binding
Source: RefSeq, a predicted model, not a curated record
UGGAAUGCAGUGGCUUUGUGGGCAUGGGAUAUCGUAGUAGACAAUUGCGCCAUAUGCCGGAAUCAUAUAAUGGACCAUUGCAUAGAAUGCCAGGCGAACCAGGCGUCAGCAACUAGUGAGGAAUGCACGGUGGCUUGGGGGGUCUGCAAUCAUGCCUUUCACUUCCACUGCAUAUCUCGAUGGCUGAAGACCAGGCAGGUCUGCCCACUGGACAACAGGGAGUGGGAAUUCCAAAAGUUGGUUUUGGUUUCAGUUUUGUGGUGA